Molecule: messenger RNA, 1726 nt
Organism: Alligator mississippiensis (American alligator)
Lineage: Eukaryota; Metazoa; Chordata; Crocodylia; Alligatoridae
Gene: ADM2
Product: adrenomedullin 2
Exons: 2
Coding region: 21-470 (149 amino acids)
Biological process (GO): regulation of systemic arterial blood pressure; positive regulation of heart rate; adenylate cyclase-activating G protein-coupled receptor signaling pathway
Cellular component (GO): extracellular region
Molecular function (GO): hormone activity
Source: RefSeq, a predicted model, not a curated record
UCCAUCCAUCCCGCGCAGCCAUGCGGUGCCCGCCGCCGCCCGCGCUGCCCCGCGUCAGCCUGCUGCUCUGCCUGCUGCUGCCCGCGCUGCCGCUGCCCCUGCCGCUGUCCCUGCCCCGCCGCAGGGAACCCCCCGACCGGAGACCCCUCGUCCCCGUGGGUACCCGGCACCGGGAAGAGCCGACGCUGGAGCUGUCCCCGGCUGAUGCGGCGAGGGGUGUAGGGGGCUGGAAGGAGCCCCCAGCGCUGCCCCCCAUUGCCCCGCAGCUCGGCCACGAGUCCCGGACUGGCGGGCGGCGCGGGAAGCGUCACGCCGCCCGCUUCCACCACGGCCAGCUCAUGCGUGUGGGCUGCGUGCUGGGCACCUGCCAGGUGCAGAACCUCAGCCACCGCCUCUGGCAGCUCAUGGGCCAGUCGGGGCGCCAGGACUCAUCCCCCAUGAACCCCAACAGCCCGCACAGCUACGGGUGAGGCUGUCCCGGCGCCGCCUCAGACCAGCGGACUGCCCCGGGCCGCCAUCGCGUCUCCUACCCCUUGUGUAGGAUCCUUCACUAAAGAGCUUCCAGACACACGAGCCCCGGUUUCUGCUUGCUGUGUCUUCUGGGCCCAUGGGCACGUCCCCAGCCUGGGGGACCCUGCAGAGGAGCCCCGUAGGCUGCCGGAGGGGCGGCUGCAGAUGAGGAGGAGGAGGAGGAGGAGGAGGAGGAGGAGGAAGGUUGGGAUGGGGGGAAGGCGGAUCGUGGCUGGCUCAAGCCCUGGGGGAGAGGGGUAAAGCCAAGGGCCUGGCUGCACAGGGGAGUGGUCCCUGGGCUUGUCCUGAGCUCCAGGUCACGACUCCCCUGCUCUGCCCCUCACCUGCGGUGGCUGCAUUUCGGCUGGGGGCUGCAGCGGCGGGGCCAUCCCACCCCCUUGCCAGGACGCGAGCGUCCGUCAUGCAACUGGAGGCGGGAGGGGGCCUGGUCUUGCCGCCCGCAGGACACUGACCCCGGGUCCAAGGGGCGCCCAGGGCCGCGCUGCAUCCUGCUGACUGCAGCAGCAGCAGCCGGCGCUUGUGCAAGUGCUUAGCCGAGCAGAUAGCGCCGGCCGGGAUGGGGCUGGCCCCUGGCUGCUGCGGCCUCUGAGUCAGCAGCUUCCCUGCCCUGGCACGGCGCUGCCGGGAUUCGUGGCGGGAGCGGGGCCCAAUGCCCCAUGACCCCCUCUUUGCCCCCCGCACGGCUUGAUACAACCACACCGCGCUGGUGAAGGGGCUGCCAGCUGAGCUGGGCGCUCCUCGGCUUUCCCCGGGACACAGGACAGGACAGGACAGGAUGCCGGGUCUGCUGCGUCAGCCCCUGGCCCCCUCCAUCCUGGCUCGGCUCGGACUCAACGCUAUUCACAGGCUCCUGCAGAGCUGCUCCCUGCCCACCUCCACUGGCUCCGGCUGCCUCGGGGCCGCCCUGUGCCCAGCCCUGCCUUGCUGUGGCACCCGUCCUUGGGAGAGAUCCUGCUGCCUGGGAGCGUCUGGGGAUGGACUGGAGACGCACGUCGCACCAGGACCCUCGCCGUAUUCCCUGCCUGGGAGGCACGACGCGCUGUGCUGAAUGCAUCUGGAGCUGGCCAGACGGCUCGCCGACAGGGGCAGAUGUAGGAUUUUGAAAAGGGGGCUGCAGAGGGCGAGGGGCAUUGGUGCAUAUAGCACAACACAUGUUUUUCUCCCGUUUAAAAAUAAACUAGAAGCUUUACUAACA